AUGGGUGUUGACCCUCUGUCCCCAAUUGCGCCCGUGCGCCUCAGGGCGCUCCUUCUUCCCAUCGGCAAGAUCAAGCGCUCGCGCUUUUUGAGCUUCGCUGCUCGACUACAAGCUGAAAAUGUAGUUCGACUAGGAGAUAUAAGUCCCGAUGCGCGACCGAACAGAAACAUGUUCUCACCGCUGGCGUUUCCCACCGGAAUGAUCCUUUAUGACCUCUCCUUCUCAGUUCCCCCGACUUCGCAUCUCGAACUUUUCCCCUUUGAGCUAUACAGAGAGCCCUUGGUGAUCAUUGCGAUCGCAGAUGGGGCCGAAUUGCCUGAAAGCACUGGCGACGAGCAGAAUCAUCCCACUCCGGAAGGAUUAGAUCAGUUAUUGGAAGAACUCGAGGGGAUGAAGGAGAGGAAUCCACGAGCUUUGGUAAACCAACUUCUGGUCUUUGAUCACCAUGGCUUGGAUAAGAUCACAAAUGGACCAGAUAAUGUCCUCUGGGUUCCUCCGCCGCAUGCUUCCAAGGCGACGACAAUGAAGACAGUUCUCUGUGAUAUCACGUCAGUCUUGCUCUCCGAAAUGGAUGAGUUUGCAAAGACUAUCCAAAGCAUACCGUCAAUCGAGUCACCAAAAGCAUCUUCGUGGGGCCCGCACCGCAACCCAGAACUACGGCCACGGCCAGUAGACCGACUUAUGAAUCGUAUGACUCUGCCUGCACAGUUACCAUCGAGCCCAAACGGCACACGGGACGGUACUCCACUGAGUUCCAACGCUAGCUCCCCAGCUCCUAGCGAUCAUGAGACCCCUACAACGUUUGAUGAGAUCACUCGGGCAAUUCACCUAUCCAGUCGUACGAAUUCGGGCAGAUCACCUUCAGUAUCAUCGCCAAAGGAGCAUAGUCGCGACAGGAUGUCUGUCAGUGGUAUGAGUGCUACUGACAGAACUAAGAACCGGAUCAAGGGACGUGCCGGGGUGAUAAUUGGAACUCUUUUCCUGCAGGCGGGAAGGUGGCCCGAUGCCCUCAAAGAGCUCACAGAAGCCGUGAACAAUGCUCGAGCAAGCAGCGACUACAUAUGGCACGCUAAAGCCCUCGAAACAACUCUUCUUUGCCUGCUGAUGUUUGGGUGGGCAGGCAUGGACUUCCAGAUUCCAUCAGUCCUCUACCCUGUUGCGGACAAAUCCUCCAAACCUUCCCGCGACUCAACAACCCCUAGUAGCGCUGGGAAUAGGAUUAUCUCUCUACACAACCUAGCCAAUCUCUUGCCGGAUCUCUCAAACAAUAUCUUGAAUCUUUAUACCCGCGCUGCAAAUAUCACAGAUGAACCCCUUCCGCAGUUGGUGUUUUCGGAGACGGUGAUUCGCUUAGCUCGGCUAAUGGUGUCAGCUCGCGUUCGCGAUGGAGCUUUGGAUGACAAUGCUCUAAAGCAUAUCGUGAUGAAUGAACAUUUGGUUCCAUUGCUCCAGCUAGAGCUUCCCCGGGGAACUGUUUUGCUCCGCAAGUCCGAGAUUGCCAACUUUUUAUACCGGGCUUUGCCCGUUGCCCCUGGUGUGGGCCUACCUGCGACUGACGCUGUUCCCAUCAUCGUUGGCGUUGUUGCUGUUCUUAAUAUUCUUGAACUGCCUAGGAAGAAAGCAUUUAUCCUGCGUGAACUUCUUUCGGUAAUGGUACCAAGUCUAGUACAAGCACGCAAAAUUGGUGCUGCGGAGGUGGGCAUUCACCCCGCUGCCGGGUUGGCGUCUCUCAGCGAUACCGCAUUUGAUGUCAAUGCCCUGGAUACAGGCUCCGGCAAUAUGGAAUCAAGUGUGCGUCUCCUUCUUGCGACCAUUGGAGAUAUCUACGGAGUUCAACCUUCAUCGUUCGCCGAAUGGGAGAAGAGACAAAGCCAAUCAUCUGAUGUGAGCGGGCAUCAGGAACACACUGAAUAUGAUUCGGUUGCUAGUAUUGCCGAGCGCGCAUUUCGACAUGUAGUUCUUGAUCGCUAUGGUGAUCUGAACUUGAAAAUUGAUGUUUUGAAAGCAUGUAUCAACUGCUGCGAAGCCCUUCCGGACUUCAAUGGAGUUCUUCGUUUCACAGUUGAGCUUUUGCAGACUAUCCGGGGAGAUAUGAUGCUGGCUGAAGCACACAAGUCCCCGCCGUAUCUACCGCAAGAUGAACAAGUCCGUCUUUUGAACAACAUUAAGCGUACCGUGGGUGCAGGCACCAGACUAGGUGUUUCUGAUAUGGUCGCAGAGUACUGGGAUGACUUCCUAGUACGUGAUGUUCAAUUAUUGUCGCUACCAGAUCCUAAAAGACCUGUUCGGCGGUCCAAAUCUGAACUGGAUGCGGUAACCACAAGUUCAGACAAGGUGAAAAAGGACCCAUUCCUGUACAACCCCUUCGCCAAGCCCACUAGCAAAGCAUUGGAAAUCCUCACCGUGGCUGAUGAACCUGCAUCAUUCCAAGUGACUCUUCAAAACCCAUACGAAUUUGAGAUUGAGAUUGAACAUUUGCGCCUUGAGAGCAGUGGUGAAAUCACUGUUCCUGGCGUCGCCCAUGAGGAAGGCAGUCUUCAGAUCACAGGAUGUAUUGUGAAAGUGCGAAACUGUCGAACGCGAAGAUUCCCCAUCUUCAAGACGUUCUGGAAACCUGAACCCGAGGUCAAAAUAAAGCGAACAGGUUUGGGGGCAAAGAAGCCUCUGUCAGAGCGCCCGGUCUCCUGGGCCUCGACGACCUCAAAGGAUGGCAAGGUUGAUGUCAAGAAAGGUCCUGAAACGUCAACGUGUGAAGUCAAGGUCAUUGCCAAACAACCGUCACUUGUCAUCGAAUCUAUGUCUCUAUCGCAGUCCGCGAUGAUGGUACUUGAAGGUGAAGUCAAAACCUUCACUGUUACACUUCAAAAUGCCUCUUCUUGCCCCGUGGACUUUGUGCUAUUCACCUUCCAAGAUUCAACCACUAGACAGCUACAGUCUGCACUAAGUAACAAGGACCUGUUGCCGGUCGAAAUCUACGAGUUGGAGCUCAAAUUAGCAACCAAGCCCGCUUUGCGAUGGCGCCGGCAGGGCCAGGACCCCGGUGACUGUUCGAUUGCAGCAGGCCAGAAGGCAACAUUUACCGUGGACGUUCUCGGAAAGCCUGGUCUGCAGGACACGACAGUCCAGAUCGACUACUCCUAUGUUGGGACAGCCCCUGGCAAAUUGCCCGAUAUAUUCUACACCCGGCAACUGUUUGUGCCGUUGACAGUCACGGUCAAUGCGAGUGUGGAGGUCGCCCGCUGUGAUAUUCUUCCGUUUACCGGUGACUUUGCCUGGAAGAACCAGAUUGAACCACCUGUUGACUCUAUACAAACCCCGAAUGCGUUACUCUCUACCACUGACAAUGACCCCUUCUCCCAAAUUCUCGGGCGUCUCGGCAACGGGCCUUAUGGACCUGAUCACUGUGUUGUAUUGCUAGACCUGCGCAACGCCUGGCCAAGCCCCCUGUCAGUGUGGUUGCGCGUAAGUGAACAAACAAUGAUAACUAUCCCACCGAAGAAGAUGACCAAGGAUGAUUUCAAGGGCAAGUAUUCUGUCGAUGGAGAGCUUCAACCCGGCCAGGUUUCUCGAUUUGUUCUGGUUUUGCCUCGGGUCUACUUAGACAACCCACAUGCCUCUAUUCCCGUCGUCAACACCGGUACUCGGCGACAAUUCGUCGUCAGCGCCAACAAACUAUCCUUCGAAGCCGAGGCGGCCUCGCGCGAAGCCUUCUGGUUCCGGGAAGAGCUUCUCAACAGAGUUCUCGGGGGCUGGAAGGAAUCUGCCACAGGCCGUGAGGGAUCCAUUGACCUCCGAAACAUCCGACUGAACAACCGUAUGGUUGAAGCUAUGCGCCUUGAAGAUGUCGAAAUGAAAUUCUCUUUGACUUCAUCAUUUUCCCCCGAGACUUCCGACGCAGUGGAACAAACGGGCCGCUCACGUUUCCGCGUCAAGACCGACGACCUCCUCACCUUACAUGUCACUGUCCACAACCGCUCCUCCCGCCCCAUCCACCCUCUCCUCCGUCUUCAACCCAGCCUCCGCCACCAACCCAACAAUGUCGCUCUAGAUCUCACCCGUCGUCUCGUGUGGACCGGGAUGCUGCAACAGGCACUCCCCAUUUUGCCAAGCGGCGAAAGCACGAAAGCCUCAAUCGGUGUUACGGUUCUCUGCCGCGGCGAAUACGAGUUUGGCGCCAGCGUUGAGGAAGCCCGACUCCUCCGUCCGUCUCUCGACGAUGAUGGUGAAGGUGACGAUUCCGCUCCCCGCUUCAACGAUGAUGGUAUCAUGGAUACUUUUGGUGCGGAUGUAGUGCGGCGGCGACACAUUUGGCACGCGAAGGAAUUGUGUAUUAUUCAUGCAAGCGAUGCAUGA
This is a messenger RNA of Penicillium coprophilum, 4353 nucleotides long. RefSeq names its product TRAPPII-specific subunit TRS120. NCBI's taxonomy places the organism in Eukaryota, Fungi, Ascomycota, Eurotiomycetes, Eurotiales, Aspergillaceae. The transcript is spliced from 4 exons. Gene Ontology annotation, cellular component: trans-Golgi network. The coding region runs from base 1 to 4353 and encodes 1450 amino acids. The record is from RefSeq and is a predicted model, not a curated record.